Molecule: messenger RNA, 1094 nt
Organism: Caenorhabditis elegans
Lineage: Eukaryota; Metazoa; Nematoda; Chromadorea; Rhabditida; Rhabditidae
Gene: fbxb-91
Product: F-box domain-containing protein
Exons: 2
Coding region: 67-1005 (312 amino acids)
Source: RefSeq, marked reviewed
AACGUCAUACUACACCGCAUCUCUGCUAAUUCUUCUUCGCUCUCAUUCAUUCUCAUCUCCGUUGCCAUGGUUGUUCCGUCUUUUCCCAUUCACAGUCUUCCAACGAGACCUUUGGAAACAGUUCUUCAAUCCUUCACGUAUUUUGAUAUGAUAAAAUACUCGUUUAUCUCCAAAGUUACUAAGAAAGUUGUCAGAUCGUUCAACUUACCGCUUACUCUUCUAGCAAUUAAUGUUAUCAAUCGCGUGCAUUUACGAUUUAACGUAGAAAACGUUAUUUUCACUGUUGAUAUACUCCAUACUGAUCCUAACGGUACACUACAUAUUGAAAUCACAUAUGAGAAUGUCAAAAGAACAAUUCGGAAUUUGGAAGGAUAUUCAGUAAGGAGUGUUAUUGAACAUUUCAUGGCAAUUUUCGAUAGAGUACAAGUUGAUACGCUAAUGAUCUGCCCUGAUGCAAAUUUAUUGGACGGCCAGUUUUUAAAAAAUAAUCUGAAUGGAUUUUCAUACAACUCAGUACUGAUUAUCUGCGAAAGAACAGGCUACAAAGUUUCGUCCGGACAAGUCAAAGCUCUUGAGCCUUUUUUGAAAAGUGAAAGAUUGUAUUUGGUUGAAGCUCCUUUCGACAGACCAAACUCCUAUCGUUUACUGAUUCAAAAUUGGGGUCAAUUAUUCUCUGGCAGCUACAAUGGAUUAAACGAUUUAUUGCUUAGCAAUAGUUCAUACAUUGAAAUUCAAGAAGCCACACUUUCAGAUAAUGACCUGAACAUUUUUCUGAAAAACUGGAGAAACGGAUCUAAUCCUAGACUUGAGCAUGCACAAAUUGAUUUUCGACAUCUUCGAGAAUUUGAUUUCGAUAUAAUUUUGGAUGGAAUUGAAUAUCAACCUCAUCCAGAUGAUGAAUGGACUCAUCAAAGACAAAUCGCCGUUCAAAAAAAUAAUGGAACAAAAGCAAUGAUCAAAUAUAAAGAAGGCAUAUAUGCAAACUUUGAAGUAAUUCUUCUAUGAUUUUCGUUCUUUUUUUUUAAUUUAAUGAAGUUAAUGUUAAAACUCUAUUUAAAAACUUUCUAUCCGAAAAUAAAUAAUUCGACAGUCAA